Molecule: messenger RNA, 1716 nt
Organism: Sphaeramia orbicularis (orbiculate cardinalfish)
Lineage: Eukaryota; Metazoa; Chordata; Actinopteri; Kurtiformes; Apogonidae
Product: clumping factor A-like
Exons: 3
Coding region: 1002-1667 (221 amino acids)
Source: RefSeq, a predicted model, not a curated record
CUCUAGAUUAACCAUCACAUAUCCUCUCUCUGCUCUGCUGAAACACCCCCUCUUCCCCACCUCCCUUCAUUAUCUGUGACUCCUGCUGGUUUCCCAGGUACUCUGAAUGCCAGGGGGGGCGUGGCUUCAGGCCCCGUGGCUCAGUCCGUCCCUCCGUCACCAGCCCUGUCUGGGGGGCAUUUGGGUUCCAUCCUUACCCCCUCUUUUGGUGCACCUUGUGGGGCAUUUGGAGCCAGUCCUUCCAGUGACAGCGCUCUUUUCCAGCCUCAGUUCAAUUUCAUGGAAGGCUCCAGUGUGUUUCAGGCGGUCCCACAAACAAGAAGGGUGGUACAACCCAUGUCUGCGGCAUUCACGUCCACACACAGGGUUUAACAUGAGCACCCCCCUCUGUCGGAGCUCACAUAAUACAGUCUGGGUCUGGUUUUGGGAUCUUCUCAGCACCUCCCUCAAUCGGAGCAGGAGUUCAUCAAGCAGGAGCAGCUCCAUCGACAGAGGCUGGUGUCCACUUUCAGCCACUUUCAGAUAGUGAGAUGAAUAAAACACCAACCCAUUCCUGUGGUAACCUGUUCAUGUGUUUCUGUAGGUCCGUAGUGUUCUGUGUGAUCUGGACUGGUGUGACAUGAAGAACAGCUCAUGUGCAGCCGUUGUGCUUGUUUUAGCCGUAAAUGUCCCCACUUCAAAUCAUUACCCAUCACUUUCCAUAACCAGUGAUCACAGUGACCUUCACUAAGAUUAGAAACUGGAGCCAAGAACACCACGGAACAAAGUACCGGCUGAACCAAAUACUAGAACACCACAGAGCAAAGUACCGGCUGAACCAAAUACCACAAGCAUUUCUGUCAAAUUGCAAAUAAACAUGAAUUCUAGACAUUUCUCUUCAAACAGAACCAAUAAACAUAUGCAGUGUUUUUUAAAGUUUACAUACACACACCCCCUCCCAACUCCCACCUAACCCCUCUUCUUCUGUUAGUGACAUUUAGACUGGGACUGAAUUACCAUAUAUGGAUCCAACUAUGUUCAUAAAUGUGUGGUCAUGGAAACCAUCCUGUGCAUCAGCUGUUCUCCUCUGUUUCAUAUGGAAGCAGAAGAGAUGGAUGGUGAUGCCACAGGACCCCAGUCUGAACCCAGGUCUGGAUCUGGGUCUAGACACGGGUCUGGAUCCCAGUCAUGACAUGGGUCUGGAUCCGAGUCUGGACACAGGUCUGGAUCUGGGUCUGGACAGUGGUCUGGACACAGGUCUGGAUCCCAGUCCUGACACAGGUUUGGAUCCGGGUCACGACACAGGUCUGGAUCCCAGUCCUGACACGGGUUUGAAUUCCGGUCUGGACAUAAGUCUAGACACGGCUCUGGAUCCCAGUCCUGACACGGGUUUGGAUCCCGAUCCUGACAUGGGUCUGGAUCCAGGUCUGGAUCCCAGUCCUGACACGGGUUUGGAUCCUGAUCCUGACAUGGGUCUGGAUCCAGGUCUGGAUCCCAGUCCCAACAUGGGUCUGGACACGGGUCUGGACAGGGGUCUAAACAUGGUUUGGGAUCUGGGUUUGGACAGGGAUCUAGACCUGGGUCUGGAUCUGGGUUUGGACCCGGGUCUGGUUUGUGGACCUGCAGGGGUGAGCCCAUGUGCAUGUGUGUGUUUGUCCACGGGCUGUGACAUAUUCUGCUGUAAAUAGUGAAAGUUUGAAAUCUACUGUAUAUCAGAGUAUUGCAUCAUGAGUAUUU